Molecule: messenger RNA, 852 nt
Organism: Micromonas commoda
Lineage: Eukaryota; Viridiplantae; Chlorophyta; Mamiellophyceae; Mamiellales; Mamiellaceae
Exons: 1
Biological process (GO): ribosomal large subunit assembly; rRNA processing
Cellular component (GO): preribosome, large subunit precursor
Source: RefSeq, a predicted model, not a curated record
CUCUCCGGUGAACUCGCCGAACAGCUCCGGCUGAUCCUCGAGCCCACGCUGGCGUCGCGGCUGCAGGGCGACUUUCGCACGGGUAAGCGCCUGAACAUGCGCAAGAUCAUCCCGUACAUCGCGUCCGACUUUAGGAAGGACAAGAUCUGGCUCAGGCGAUCCAGGCCGUCCCAGCGGAAGUACCAGGUGGUCCUGGCCAUCGACGACUCCAAGUCGAUGGCUGAGAACCGGUGCGGGCACCUCGCGCUCGAGUCCAUGGUCCUGCUGGCCAGGGCCAUGGCUCGGCUCGAGGUUGGAGAGAUUGGCGUCGUCGGCUUCGGAGCCGCGGGCGGGGGAGGAAACGGCAAGGAUGACCCGAGUCCCAACGCCAACGCGACCGACGCGGUGCGAACGCUGCAUCCCCUCGGAGCCCCGUUCACGGACCAGGGCGGCCCCGCUCUCGUCUCUCAGUUUACCUUUGCCGAGGAUAACACCUUGGCGGACACGCCGAUGGUCAACUUGCUCAGGUACCUGGACGCGCAGCUCGGCGCCGCGCGCGAGAACAUCCGCGGCGGGUCCGAACAGCUCCAGCAGCUCUGCCUGAUCAUCGCCGACGGUCGCUUCCACGAGAAGGAGGCGCUGCGGAGGCAGAUGCGGGAGAUGGGAUCGCGCCGCGGGUUGCUCGUCGCGUUCAUCGUCCUCGACAACCCGAGCAGCUCGGUGCUCGACAUGCAGAGCGUGACGUUCGCCUCGGGUAAGCCCGUGUUCCAGAAGUACUUGGACACGUUUCCGUUCCCGUACUACACACUGGUGCAGGACAUCAACAGGCUGCCGUCGGUCAUCUCGGACCUGCUUCGGCAGUGGUUCGAGAUC